This is a messenger RNA of Aspergillus nomiae NRRL 13137, 4386 nucleotides long. RefSeq names its product PE repeat family protein. The record is from RefSeq and is a predicted model, not a curated record. The transcript is spliced from 4 exons. Lineage: Eukaryota; Fungi; Ascomycota; Eurotiomycetes; Eurotiales; Aspergillaceae. The coding region runs from base 1 to 4386 and encodes 1461 amino acids.
AUGGCCAAGAAAGGAGGAAAGAACAAGAAGAAGAAUAACAACAACAACAACAACAAUAACAAUAAGCAACGACUACCAGUAAACGACAAUCAACUAUCAAACCCAGAGAACAGCCCUACUAUCGAGCCCGCCCCGGACACGGCGGUUGAAUCUGCAGAAAAUGGGGAAACCGAUCCAACCUUCGACCGUCAGACUUUUCAGUUUUCAUUUUAUCCUGUCGCUUCUACAUCAACAGACGAUCUGACACCUGACAAUGUUCAGGGCAACAACCCCGCUGAAGCAGGCAAUGUUCCAGAAGAAGGAUCAAGUAGUUCCCCGGCUGACACUGCAUCAUCCCCUGAGGCUGCAGGUUCUUCUGAAGCGACAACGCCGUCCGCCGGUCCCGUAGAAACCCCCGGCGAGGCUGCUGCUGAGCCAGUCGAAGAAAAAGGAGAGCCGGGUGCAGAAACCAACGACGCAACCCAAACGCCCGAGGAUGAGAGCGCCUCAGACGACAAGAAAGACGAGCCGCCAGCUGAGGACUCGGCUCAGCAUGCAGAAGCGGAGCAAGAUGCUACAGAGGCUUUGAAUCCAAGCGCACCGGAGCAGGAUUCUCAAGAGCCGAAGAAUGAUACUGAUAUCUCAGAAGACGGUCCUUCUGCUGACUCAGAUACACCCACACCCGAAAAUGAAGAAGUUGCGGAACAAGUAUGUGAAGAUGCUAAGGCAGAAGAAGAAUCAGCAGGCAAAGAGAGUGACCUUGACAAGGGCUCUAAAGAGACCGAGCCAGUACCGGCUCUUCCUGAAGAGGAAACAAAUGGCCCACCUACAGAUGCUGGAGCUACUCCGCAGCCUGCAGAUGAGCCCGCAGAUCCCGAUGAGACAGGCAACACUUCGUCCGAUGGUCCAGCGACAGAUUCAAGUACCAAAGAUCAUCCACCUGACCCUGCUCCUGAAACCGAAACAUCAACCGAUAAGGCGUCAACAGAUGAGCCGACAGCUACAGAGACUCAAGAGGAAAGUACAGCUUCCGCCAACCCUGGUAUUGACACCGAACCAAACCUAGCAGAGUCUACGGAUACAGUAGAGUCGGGCUCUGGAGAAACGGUGGUUGAUGAAGUUGCCGCGGACGGGGAGAGUAAAGAGAGUCCCCCAGCAGAACCUGUGGAAGACGUACCCGCUGUCGAAGAGCCUGCGCCUGUGGAUACCAAUGAAGGCGCUGUCUCAGGCAAAGGCAAGAAGGGAAAGAAGAACAAGAAGAAGAAGAAGAAGGGCGCUGCAGCCGUGGAAGACCCUCCCUCCACACCUCCGCCUCAGGAAUCAGAACCGGAACCGGUCGAGAAUCCUGUUGCCGCCGAAGCAGAAGUCGAACCUGAGGUCAAAGAAACAGAAACAGAAGCGGCAACAAGUACAUCAAGCGAGGCAAGCGACAACACAGAAGACGCUGCUGAAACGGGUCCCUCUCCCAAUGAAGACCAAGCUGAUUCUGGAGCCGAUGCUGAUACGGACGAUAAGAACCCUGAACCUGCGGCAGAGGGGCCCACUACUGAAGAACCCGUUCCUAGUGAUCCUUCUGUGAAUAAACCUAGCGAUGGAUCUGAUGCCCCGGAAGAUGCCGAGCAUGUCACAGAUGACUCUGAAGAACCGCCAGCCGAGUCAUCUCCAGAAAAGGGAGCUCCUGAAACAGAAGAAUCCCCGGAGGCAAUACCACAGGAACUGCCAAAAGCGGAGCUACCGGAGGAUACUGCACCUGAGGUGGAUGAGGGUAAUGCUGGUGAAGCGGCUCCAGAGAUCUCUGCAACUGACGAAAAGCCUUCUGAAGAAGAAAGCCCGGUUGAAGAGCUGGCCAACACGGAACCUGCUGAACAAGCACUGGCUGAUGAGGGCGUAGACGAGGCAACAGCAGAGCCCACGGCUGAGGAAACUCCUGCAGAAGUUCCAGUCAAUAUCGAAGAAGCAGCAAGCGACGAACAUACUUCUGACGCAGAAGGUUCCGGAGAAGCACAAGUUGAAACCCCAGCUACUACACCAGAGCCACAGGAAGAUCUAGUGGAAGAAGACAAGGCAGUAGAGGAGGCCUCGGAGGAGCCCUCCCCAGCUAAUGACGCUCCUGUGGAGAAGUCCGACGAUCAGAAGGCUUUGUUGGGGGAAGUGGAUGCCUCCAAGGAAAUUCCUACUACAGAUUCGCCGGAAGAAACAAUCUCGGAAGAGCUGGUCACUGUGGAGGAGCCUCAGGCCGAUGAUCCUUCUCCUGUCACUGAAACUGUUGCAGCAGAGCCUGCUCCAACGGAAGAGCCUCAUGUUACCGAAGAAGCUCCUGUCACCGAGGAACCUGCUGCUGCUGAAGACGUCCUUGUCGAGGAAGCGCCUGCUGCCAAGGAAUUGCCUGUCACCGACGAGGCUCCUGCUGCCAAAGAAACUCCAACUACUGAACCCGCUGUUACUGAAGAGGCUCCUAUUGAAGAAGCCCCUGUCGAAGAAACGCCUCUCGCAGAAGAAGUCCCUACUGUCGAGGAAGCUUCCGAGCCAUCCACUAUUGAAGAAGCUCCCGUGACUGAACCUGCUGCCAUUGAAGAGGUUCACGUUGAAGAAGCCCUUGUCGAAGAAUCACCUGUUGCUGAUGAGCAACUUGCGACUAAGGAAGUGCCUUCUGAAGAAACCCCUGUUGCUGAAGAACCUCCCGUGGUUGAGGAUGAGCCUGUUGAGGAAGUAUCUACUCCUAAAACAGAACCUGUUAUCGAAGAAACUCCUGCUGUUGAGGAGCCUGCUGUUGUUGAAGAAAUCUCUGCUGAAGAAGUACCUGUUGAAGAAGCCCCAGUUCCUGAGGAACCUGCUGCUGUCGAAGUUCCUGUUGCAGAAGCUCCAGCUCCUGAAACCCCAGUUCUUGAGGAGCCUGCUGUUGUUGAGGAAGUACCUGUCGAAGAAGCUCCUGCUCCCGAAGCUUCGAUCCCUGAGGAGCCUGCUGCCGUUGAGGAAGUUCUGGUUGAGGAAACGCCUGCUCUGGAAGCUCCAGUUCCUGGGGGGUCUGUUGCUGCUGAAGAAGUCGCUGUUGAAGAAGUGCCCGCGUCAUCUGUAUCGAGAGGAGCCCCCGUUGAUGAAGUCUCAGAGGUUGAAGAGGUCCCGGUAGAAGAGGCUCCCGCUGAAGAAACCCCUGCCACUGUAGAGCCUCCUGUUGCCGAUGAAGUCCCUCCCGUCGAGGCUCCUAUCCAACCCGCUCCGGAAAACACUCCAGCUGAAGAACCUGAGCCGGCUGAGGAACCCGCAGCGGACCCUCCAGUCGUUGAGUCUGCACCAGCUGAUCCUAUUAUCAUUGAACGCGCCCCCGUCAGCGAUGAGACACCUCCUGAAGAUUCUGUUACCGAUGAACCAACCGUCGGAGAGGCACCUGCAGAAGAGCCAGUACUUGAAGAUCCAGCUGCUGAAAGAGAGUUGUCCGAAGAGGCGACAGAUCCUACAAGCGAAUACCCAGAUACCGUUGACUCACUCAAAGAUGACCCCUCGACUACAACCGAAGCCGCCGCUGGAAUUGCAGCUGGAGCUGCCGCCGGAGCUGCCGCCGCCGGUUUGGCUCAUGGCCACAGAAAGAAAAAGCGACGAACAGCCGACAUGGACCGUGAGCGUGGUCAUCCCAAGAGCUCAUCUGACGAAUAUCCGCCUCGGCUGGAACGACAGAAGAGUACUAAACGCGGCGGUAUCUUUACAAACCGGUGGGCAGAAGCCUUGGAUGAGGCGAAGCGGCAGCAUGAGAAGAAGGUCAGACAUGAAGAGAGACGGAAAGAGAAGACGGUUGUAGUGGAAAGGGAGCCACGUCGUUCAUCAGGACGCGAAAAGGAGCACGAGCGCGUGAGACGGUCCGAACGUACUGAGCGCUCUACAAGAGAAAAAGAACCUGUGCCUGUCAAGACGAGCACAAAGGCUUCAGAGCACUCUAGCGGCAGGGAUCGCGAGCGAAGCGGAAGCUCCUCAUCAAGACACGCGCAGCCCUCAGCGCCACAGCCCAGGGCUUUCCUGAAGUACAUGACAUCAGGGGAGUCAGACACCAAACCCCUACUGAAAAUAAGCGGGGACAAAGCUGCCGCAAAUAUCUAUGAGCCUCAUAGGAGAUCUUCCACGAGCCGUUCCCAUGGCCACCGUCACUCUCACGAAGGACGAGGCACCACUGAACGCUCCAGCGGAUCUCAUCAGACCGAAGAAGAAGAUCGAGCUCGACGUGAAGCUCGCAGAGCUCGCAGAAAAGCUGAAGAAGAAGAGCAGGCAACGCCGAAGGAAGAACCUGAGCAACGCCAUCACCGUCAUAGCGGAGAAGGACAUCAUCGUCACCAUCGGCACAAACGUGCUCCGUCUCCUCCAAGGAGCGGAAGUUCCAAGCUAAAAGGCUUUUUUAAGUCAGCUAUUGCUGCACAUUAA